AUGUCGGCCGCUGUACUUCUUCCACCCUCUCGUCCAGCCUCAUCAAGUCGCAUAGUAGACCUUACCGAUGAGGUAGAACUACCUACCCCUCCACCGAAGAGACGCCGUACGAACAAUGGACGAGCGGUGCCAGUGGCGUCGCACGAUGUAUUAGUGAUUGAGAGCGACGAUGAAGACCCUGCUCUUUCCUCGAUACCUUCUGGCAGCACCCGACCUUCUCGCACGCGCCGCUUGGUCUCGCCACCGGCACCUCGCGCUAGUACCUCUACAGUACCGCCUGUUCCGGAACUUCCGCGACGGGGCGGGCUACCUCAAGGCGUCAUCAUGCCAUUAGCUAACCCACUCUUUGAUGCGAUUGGGGAUAGACUCGCUAGCGUUGGUCGUGGUCUAGCAUCAUUCCGUGCCUCGAACUCGAGCUCGCCGGCUCCUACCGCUGCAAGGCCGUCCCACCACGUCCCACGCAUGGGCCUCGGUGGUGGAUUACUUGCCCGACUGGACGACUCCGCCCGUGAGCGGCGCGCGCUUCUUGAGUUCCAACGCCGACACGCUCAGCGCCAUCGCCGAACUGCCAUGCAAAUGAUGGGUAUCGAGGAUUACGAUCCGGACGAGGAUUCUCUCGAUGGUUUCGGCGAUCGUGAUCCUGCCGUCGCUCGACCAUUCCAAUCGUUCGCUGGUGUCAUGACUACAAGGCUUAUUCAACCGAACAAGCCUGACUACCGCCAGGAUUAUACGCACAGGCCGGUCCUGCCCGAUCCUGGCUUCACAUACGAUUUUGAGCAAGGCGCGGCUGAAACUCGCAAGGUCGAGGUGCUGGACGAUAACGGCGAUCUGGAAAUCGAAGAGAUCGCCCCUACGACACAGACCACGACGCUGCUUGUCUGUGCGCGAUGCAACAAUCCCCUUGUCUGGAAUGGCGAAGGUUCUCAGCGUCUUUGGGCGCUACGUUGCGGUCACAUGCUUGACGGCAAAUGUGUUGAUGCGCUCAUGCCCAAGACCAAGCCAGCUGGACUUGAAGAAGUCGAGGAAGAGGUUUCUGCCACGAAAAGCGUCGACCGCAAAGGGAAGGGGAAGGGCAAAGUGAAGGCGCCGCCACCCGAGCUCGAAGGCGCCGCCGAUUCGAUACGUUCCCGCUUAAGGUCACGUCCAGCCCCUGUCGCGCCACCGCCCAAGAAGCGCUCGUCUAUACUCAAGAAGGGCAAGGGCAAAGCGUCUGUAGCCACUAAGGUAGAUGAGCACGAAUGGAAGUGCCCCGUAAAGAAGUGCGGACGAAGCCAUAUUUCCGACUUGAUCAAGGAUGGGCCGGGACACGAGGGUGAGAUGCGCUGGGUGCAUCGCGAGGGGGAGGGUCCACUGCCCAUUUUCCCCGCCUAG
Messenger RNA from Peniophora sp. CBMAI 1063, 1371 nucleotides. The record is from the annotation of a GenBank genome assembly. NCBI's taxonomy places the organism in Eukaryota, Fungi, Basidiomycota, Agaricomycetes, Russulales, Peniophoraceae.